GAAGUGAAGGCACCUCGGCUCUUAAGACAGUGGCAGUCUGAGGGCUGGACUUUGGGUCCUGGAGGGACAGAGCUGGAGCAGCAAGUCCUGGGUUCUGAGAUCGGGGGUACCCGGUGUUUGAGGGUGGCAGGGGGCCCGACUCCCGGAUUGCGGUGGAGGAGCGCUAGGAUUCCGGACUCCUGGGUUUUGGGGGCGUUGGGGACUGGUGAUCCAGAAUCUUGAUUCUCGGGGGUGCAAGGGCUGGGAGGCUGGGCCACUAUGUCCUGUGGAAGGGCGGGGAUGGUGGCCCCGACUUCUUUCCCUGGACGAACCGGCUGGAUUGAGCUCUUGGGGGCGUGGUUAUCUAAAAUCGGUCGCUGAUCUCUGUCGCGAAGGUCCGGCGCCUGGCUCAGAGUCCAUGCUGGCAGUGACCCUGCCCCGCCCUGGGAUUUCCCAGAGCGCCACGGGUCCAGGUCCCGGGGCAGAGCAGGAAUUUCCCGCGUGCGGGGAUUCCAGGAGUGCCACGCUUGGCUGCGCGCCCCGCCUCUGAGCGGGACACCUGGGGCGCGGGACUGGAGCGGAAGGGGAGAUGGAAGAUUCCCUUGCGUGAGCGCAGUGACGUUGGCGCGUCGUGUCUGGGCUGUUUCCGAAUCUGCCUCACGCCGGCUUAACCCUUCUUUCGCCGGAACCUGCGCUCGGAAGGCUGGGGGUUGGAGGUCUGGUCUUCCUGGGUAGUAGAAAGGAGGAGUCCGAAAACCCGAACUCCUUGGUCCUAGAGAGGAGGGGGCUGAGGGCUUGGACCCCUGCGUACCCCACUCCUAGGUCUGCGGGGCGGGCCCUGGACUCCUGAUUCUGAAGACGUGGAGCUGGAAGCUCUGGACCUCUGGAUUCCUGAGGAGCUAGGGGGCUAUUGACUCGUGGUUCCUUGGGGAGGGGACCUGGGGGCUCGGAUGCCUGGUUUCCCGGGGAAGAGUAGAAGAACGUCAGCUUCUAGAACAGAAAGAUAUUGGGAACCUGGUUGUGCGUCUCUGGGGAAUGGUGCCUGGCGACUCCACCCCUACCCCAGGCCUCAGAACUGGGAGAUCUGGGGGUGGGAUUUUUCACAGAAGUAGAGGGGUGCUGCAGAGGGUGCUCUCCUCCCCCUUCCUCAGUUUCCACGACGCUGGUGGAAAGUUGGGUCAGCGGGAAAGUGCGGAGCAAAGAGAAGGAAACGGCGGAGGCGGGCACCUCACUCAAAAUCUUCUAUUGGCUUUGGAGUUCUCAGGCGGCAUCAGUGUGCCAGUUUUUCCGCGCGGGAGGGCGAGAAGGGCGCCCACAUUCACUCCUCCCCCGCUCGGGGUGCGUUUAGGUGACUUAAGGACCCCCUGAUGACUUCCUUCCCUCCUCCCCCACCAGUGAGCCGGAAUGAGCGCAGCCACUGCCCAACACAGACGGUGAAGAAGCUCCUGGAAGAACAGAGGCGCCGCCAGCAACAGCCUGACGCUGGUGGGGUACCGAAUCAGUUCUCCCCUCCCCUGGCCCAGCCCCUGAUCCCAUCUGUGAAUGAGCCUGAAGCUGACCAUACUAACUUCCCAGCAUUCCAAGAGACUGUGAGUUCUGGAAUUGGCAGCCUGGCACCCGCAACAGGCUUUCCAGACUGGGACCCCAACACACACGCUGCCUACACAGACAGCCCCUACUCUUACCCUGCUUCUGCUGCUGAAGGUUUCUUGACUCCUGAGUUCUACCAGCCCUCGGACCCAGGGCGGCCGUGCCCAUUUUCCUCAGGGAUGGAGGACCCUCUGGACACUCGUCUCUAUGCAGAACCUUCCCUGCCACAGGCGGAAUCCUGGAGAGUUUCUGGGCCCCCCUCAGGACCCCCACCAUUGCUUCCAUCCCCUGGACCAUCCUUGGAGACAGCCCGAGCUCAUAUGCUGGCUUUGGGGCCACAACAGCUGCUGGCUCAGGAUGAAGAGGGAGACACGCUCCUGCACCUGUUUGCAGCUUGGGGACUACGCUGGGCGGCAUAUGCUGCAGCAGAGGUGCUCCAGAUGUAUGGACAUCUGGACAUUCGUGAACAUAAGGGCAAGACCCCUCUCUUGGUGGCUGCUGCCGCCAACCAGCCGCUGAUUGUGGAGGAUCUGUUGAACCUGGGAGCCGAGCCUAAUGCCACUGAUCAUCAGGGACGUUCUGUCUUGCAUGUGGCCGCUACUUACGGGCUCCCAGGAGUCCUUUCGGCUAUGUUUAAAUCUGGUGUUCAGGUGGACCUGGAAGCCAGAGACUUCGAGGGCCUCACGCCCCUCCACACAGCCAUCCUGGCCCUCAAUGUAGCUAUGCGCCCUCCCAACCUCUGUCCUCGGUCACUGAGUACCCAAGCCAGAGACCGGCUGAACUGUGUCCAGAUGUUGCUGCAUAUGGGUGCGGAUCAUACCAGCCAGGAGAUCAAGAGUAACAAGACAGUUCUGCACUUGGCUGUGCAGGCUGCCAACCCUACCCUGGUUCAGUUGCUGCUGGAGCUGCCCCGGGGAGACCUGCGGGCCUUUGUCAACAUGAAGGCCCAUGGGAACACAGCCCUCCACAUGGCAGCUGCCCUUCCCCCUGGGCCACCCCAGGAGGCUAUCGUGCGACACCUGUUGGCAGCCGGGGCGGACCCAACACUGAGGAACCUGGAGAACGAACAGCCUGUCCACCUGCUGCGGCCCGGCCCAGGCCCUGAGAGGCUCCGUCAGCUGUUGAAGAGGAGCCGUGUGGCACCCCCAGGCCUGUCCUCUUAGGACUCAAACCCAGAACCUGGACUGAUUUUCCAGUCCCCACCGUCCUGUGGGACAGCCAGCGUAUGCUAAUGUUGCAAAUCCAUGAUAAUGUAUGUGGAAUGUCCUGCCAUUAGGGUCUUACAUUAAAACCCCAAAAUGGCUGCUGGGGGGGUGAACAAUCCCCAAUAUUUGGGGUGGUGUGAUACCCCUCCCCUACCCGCAAGGAGCCAUCUAGAUGAUUUCCAUGAAAUCGAGGCUUCUUGAUUGUUUCUGUGAAACAACCUGGGCCCCCUAACCCUCUGCCCACUAGGGAAUUUCAGGACCUCUCCCCUAACUCAGCACUUCAUAUCUAGAAACCCAGAUGGAACCCUUUCAUAGGACUUAGAGCAUCCCAGCAGGGUUCCUCAGGUGGCCCUCUCACCUUCCCCAGGACCCACAUCCCUCAGGUCCUAACCCCUGAGGACCCUGUGGACUAGUGUUCCUGGGGCCUGUUGCUUUUGGAUUCAGUAUUCAGUGGAGUCCCUGCCUCAGUCCUCAGCAUUCCCAGUGAAUCCCUCCCCUAAUAUGAGCAUCCUUGAAGCUCCCUAUUAAACUGUACUUAGAACAGAAAUGUUGUCAUCUCAUUUCUGGGGGCACUGGUGCAGGGAGAGGCUGUCACCCCACUGAGGGGUCAUAUGGAUGAAUGUGCCUGGGCGGGGCAUGUGACAUCACCCUCCACCUACCCAACUCUGUUCUGCCAGCUAAGUCCAGCAUCUGUGGGUUAUUAUUUCUCACAGUUGUAGAGACUGGGAAAUCCAAGCCCAGGGUGCCAACAGGUGUAAUUUCUAAUGAAGAUGUUCUUCGGGUUCUGCAGGUGACCUUUGUACUGUAGGCAUUUUCAGAUUACGGGUGUGCUCAGCAUGUAAGAUGUGACAAACCGUAAAACCCAGGGAGUUUUAUGUCAUACAUGGUGGCGCAUAUCUGCAAUCCCAGCUACUUGGGAGGCUGAGGCAGGAGAACUACAAAUUUAAGGCCAGCUAGGGCAAGUUAGUGAAACCCCAUCUCAAAAUU
This is a messenger RNA of Sciurus carolinensis (gray squirrel), 3761 nucleotides long. It is a transcript of the gene Nfkbid, whose product is annotated as NFKB inhibitor delta. Gene Ontology annotation, cellular component: nucleus. The transcript has 11 exons. Gene Ontology annotation, biological process: regulation of gene expression. Bases 1347 to 2732 code for a protein of 461 amino acids. The record is from RefSeq and is a predicted model, not a curated record. NCBI's taxonomy places the organism in Eukaryota, Metazoa, Chordata, Mammalia, Rodentia, Sciuridae. Gene Ontology annotation, molecular function: protein binding.